This is a messenger RNA of Aureobasidium vineae, 456 nucleotides long. The record is from the annotation of a GenBank genome assembly. NCBI's taxonomy places the organism in Eukaryota, Fungi, Ascomycota, Dothideomycetes, Dothideales, Saccotheciaceae.
AUGUCAUCGCUUAACCUCGCACGCUUCGCUGUUCGCUCUUGCUACUCGCCUGCUGCUCGCCGCGCCAUCGGCACGUCGCCAGCCGUUCGUUCAUCAUGGUCGCCCGGCCCUUCGCCGCCACGUCUUCCCAAGGAUGAGCAGGAAGUAUUCGACAAGCUCAUGAGGCAAUCUACUGGUGCAUUCAGCACUCCUCAGCAAGCUCCUGCAGAGACCGUCGCCGAAGUCGCCCCUUCCAAGCCUCAAGUCAAUCAAUCGCCUCAGAUCAACCAGUCGCCCGCUCUCAAGGCAGACGGCAAGGGAGAAGAACUACACCCCAAUGUCCGCCGUGGUGCUCCUCCAGAGUUUGAGGGUGAUGUCAACCCCCAGACAGGCGAGGUCGGCGGCCCCAAGAACAACCCUCUGCGAUGGGGCCAUCAGAGCGACUGGAGUUACAAUGGCCGUGUUACCGACUUUUGA